Triticum urartu is the source of this 1535-nucleotide messenger RNA. RefSeq names its product putative protein phosphatase 2C 8. Gene Ontology annotation, molecular function: cation binding; protein serine/threonine phosphatase activity. Gene Ontology annotation, biological process: protein dephosphorylation. NCBI's taxonomy places the organism in Eukaryota, Viridiplantae, Streptophyta, Magnoliopsida, Poales, Poaceae. The record is from RefSeq and is a predicted model, not a curated record.
CCACGCCCACAGUUCUUUUUGUUCUCUCCGGCGAAGGAAAUGAGCAGCGAGACGAGCAAGCGAGAUCAUGCACGGGAGCUCCUCGCCGCCGACAGGAAGCUGAUGACCGUGGCCCGUUCGGCGCGACGGCGCCGGCUGGAGCUCCGGCGGCUGGGACGUACGGCGUCCGCGGCCGCGGAGGACGAGGGUGCGAAGCGGGUGCGGCCGGCGCCGGACAGCUCCUCGGACUCGUCUGACUCCGCGAAGGUGGUGCCGGUGGCGUCUAGGUGUUCGGCGUGCGUGUCGCACGGAGCGGUGUCCGUGAUCGGGCGCCGGCGGGAGAUGGAGGACGCGGUGGCCGUCGCCGCGCCGUUCCUGGCCGAGACGGCGGGGGUGGAGGGCAGCGGCGACGUGGAGUACGGGGCAGGGGACGAGGGCUUCUUCGCGGUGUACGACGGGCACGGCGGGUCGCGCGUGGCGGAGGCGUGCCGGCUGCGGAUGCACCUGGUGCUCGCGGAGGAGGUGCGGCUUCGUCGUCUGCGGCCCGGGGGCGAAGGGCAGCGUCAGGCCGAGGACGACGAGGACGGUGCGCGGUGGAAGGAGGCCAUGACGGCCUGCUUCGCCCGGGUGGACGGCGAGGUCGGCGUCGACGACGGGACCGACACCGGCGAGCAGACGGUGGGCUCCACCGCCGUCGUGGCCGUCGUGGGCCCGCGCCGCAUCGUCGUCGCGAACUGCGGCGACUCCCGCGCCGUGCUCUCUCGCGGCGGCGUCCCCGUGCCGCUCUCCUCCGACCACAAGCCAGACCGACCUGACGAAAUGGAAAGAGUAGAAGCAGCUGGUGGCAAGGUCAUUAACUGGAAUGGAUACCGUAUCCUGGGAGUGCUCGCGACUUCGAGGUCAAUCGGAGACUAUUACCUGAAACCAUAUGUGAUAGCGGAACCAGAAGUCACCGUCAUGGACCGGACGGACAAAGACGAGUUCCUCGUACUGGCAAGCGACGGCCUGUGGGAUGUGGUGUCCAAUGACAUCGCCUGCAAGAUCGCGAGAAAUUGCCUAAGUGGGCGCGCGGCCUCCAAGUACCCCGAGUCCGUCGCCGGGAGCACGGCGGCCGACGCCGCGGCGCUGCUGGUGGAGCUCGCCAUGGCACGCGGCAGCAAGGACAACAUCAGCGUCGUUGUCGUCGAGUUGCGGCGACUGAAGAGUAGGACAGCGGCGGUGAUCAAAGAGAACCGCAGGUAGUAGUAGUGAUAAUGUAAGCGUGGGAUAUCAGAUUAUUCGAGCAUGGCGAGAGAGAGAGAGAGAGAGAGAGAGAGAGAUAGAGAGAAAGAAACAAUUUGCGGCUGUUCGCUGGGAUGGUUGUAGUUAGAGGGCUCAGGGACGCUGUGGCCGUGCUGCCGUUGAGUUGAGUGUGCUAUUUGUAGCCGUGCUGCCGUUGUAUUGCGUUGCGUUGGUUCUUUAGUUCUUCUUCUAUAUAUGGUGACUGACGUUCGGGGCGAAGCGGCAAGAAGCAUAAGCUGCUUUCGUCAGUUCUGAUUUGAUCAUUGGUUUUUCCA